GUUUGGUAGGGUGUGCCACAAACUCUUCUAACCGUCAUUAUGAUGUAAACGUUAGGUAUAUUAUUUGAAUAAUACGUUACUGGUGUCAGGAUAGUCCGUAAUUUCCCAAUUUGUCCUGAAUGGUGGAGACUUUUCUCUUAAGUGAAUUGCCUGCUUGACAUGGUUUCUUUACACGUCCAUGCUUCCACGCCGUGUGUCACGGCAAUUGUUUGGGUCGAGUUUUCUUAGGAUGGAGCUUCCCCUCCUGCACACUAUUGACAGACAUUAGGUAUAGGUCCCUCUAUGUCACGCAUGUUCAACUAUUCCUUUCACUGCAGGCAAGCGGGACACGUGAUCCUCCCCGUUACUCAGAACAGCUUACAAAGCAUGCAAUAUAGAUCCCCAUAGUGGUGAGUAGAGGAGCUGGUACACAGCGUUUACCUUUAGUUUCAGUUCAUUGCCGCGACAGGUUUGCCAUUAUUACCACUAGACACAGUCACUAAAGACAGAGAUAAUGAAACAGUUUAACGACAUCGUUACCUGGCUCAAGGGACACAUUUCCAUCAUUAGUCUGGUGAUUCUUGGUAUCGGAAACCACUUAGUAAGCGAUGAUCUGUUUUGCUGUCCAUGCGGGGAUGACAGUCUGCGAGCAGGGUAUACAUUUUCGUUAGCAUUUACUCCAGCUGUUCUUCUUUUUGUACUUGAUGCACCCUGGAAGUCUGCGCGUGUUUCACGAGUGUUUAAUGGUUGUUGUUUAUGCCGUUCAUGCUGUUCAUGCUGUCCAUGCUGUUCAUGCUGUUCAUCCUGUUCAUCAUGUGUUCCAUUUAGGCGUCCCAUAAUGCUUUCAAUAGGGUGGAUAAUCUACUGCUUGGUAGAGCCAAAGUUUACAAGCUGCAUUACAGGAACACAUACAUGCGAUGAGGGAAAAAAUGAAAACAAUCGCAAAAGUUUGAUAACGACAGCGCUAGCAGGAAGCGUUCUUGGCCUUAGUCUUUGCGCGCUGAUUGGUUGUUUCUUGUACUAUGCACGCUGUUGUUCAAAGACAAUCUUGUCUCCGCAAUAUCAGCAGACCAACAUCUCAGAGAAUCGUGGGACAGAAGACUCAGAAGAAGAAGUAGUAACGGGGUACCUGAAAGGAGUGGAUUGGAAGAUCUUGUCAUUAAUUGUGGAAGAAGAUCUCGUGGGUGUUAAACUACUCAAGGAACUUCAAAAAAAUGAUUUUAAAAAGCUUGAGGACAGGUUAAACAUGGGUCAGCGAAACACACUGAGAAAAAUUUGCGAAAUGCUGAAUCCAGCCGCUGAACAUCAAACAGGGCAACAGAGUGUAAGAGAAAGACACGAGGGACCUGACACUUCUCCCAGUAUUAAUGCCGCUUCUAAUGAUUUUGAUAGACAAGCACGGCAACAAAGUGCUGAAGAAAGUAAUGGAGAACCUGGUACUUCUGCCAGGGAUGAUUGUGAAACUUCUGUGAAAACACCAAGAUUAGGAGUAAAUAUCAAACAAAGCUAAAAGGAAGAAAAAAUUCGACUUUUGUCUAUGGCUGCCCCAAACUACACCGACGCUUGAAACCGGAUUUAUUCGUUUGAUUUUCUUUAUGAAUUUCCUUUACUGAGCGAAACAGUCGUUUUGAAGCACUCAUUACAAUUCAAACAUCUCCAAUUCCCAACUACACAUACACUAUAUAGAAAAAGCUGAAGAGAACAGACAGUGUAAUCAUGGCAAAAUAGGGAAGAGGUAUCUAUGAUACAGUCUGACGCUGUUGACUUACGAAGGUUGCUUUGCCAUCACAUCACAUCCAGUCUGCGAAAAAUGCUCUGUGGGUAAUAGAUAAUAAACUUUUUUUUUUCGAAAAGACAUGUGCAUCACACAGAAAAAUGAAAUUUCAAUGUGUCCCAAAGCCUGUUGGAAUAGCUUUCGUUCCAUUUUUAGUCAUCGUCAUAUUCAUUUCCUGUAAUUUUCUUAUGAGUAGUGGUAUGUCAAGUAUUAACUGAUUUGAAAUGUUGCAUAAAAAUAUGUCAAGUUUGAACUUGAAGAAAUCAUGUAUUAAAAAUGACAUUACAAAGAAAACAAAUCCGGGAAGAUCAUCAAACAAUUAACAACGUUUGCAAGCGACAUUAUCAUUUGUUGUCAGGAGUUUACUAUUGAGAUAGUUACUUGCAAGCUGGAGUUCGUGGCGAAGAAAACUGUUUUUUUGUCACUGCCACUGUUUCAGUGAUUACAUUACAUCUGAUGUAUUACAUGUCUUUCGUGUUUUUCUUGACCUUUUGUAGCUUUUUCAUAAUCUCCUGUACAUAUACAUAGUCUCGUUUGAUUCAGCUGAGGUGCAUUGGUGUUUACUUUCUAGCCUUUUAUGUAAUUUAAUAAAAACAGUGCUAACACCUGCACAUGAUUUUUGAAUGUCCAUCGCUGCUUAGGGAAUCCACUGAUCCAGCAUUUGUUGACCUAAAUAGGAUGGAAGCGUUGGAUUGUGUGGGUACCAGCUAUUAGCUCCAACCCUUGCCAGAUAUUUUGCAAACCCUGACAUUUAGCAUGUCUUGAGCAGUCAUCUCUAAGCCCGGCCUGUAAGGCACUGCAAGACCGUAGUCAUUGGUGCCAGUGUUUGAUAAGCGUCUAACCGACGGAUCCAUCACACAGAAAUCUGGGCGUUGUCCUUCUUCCCUUUUCGUUUGUUUCUUCUUUGUUGACGGGUUGUUCCUGGAUCUUCUCCAUCUAAACUGAAUUGUGUGUGGAUGUCUGGUGGUCUCCGGCAAAUUAUUUGCUUGUGACAGUCAGCUCCUGAUCGUUACAUCAAAACACGUACGUAGAAAGCGAGAAGAAAAAAGAUCUCCAUUUGUCUUUUCAACCGCCCUGAUAGAAGGCCUCAGUAGAGGUAUAUUUUUCUGUUUCUCAAUUGUUUCAUGCUGCAGAGUGUGCGGGGCGAGCAUACUGAUGUGCGCGUGUGUCUAUGUCUUUUUUAUUAUCUGUGUGUGGUUCAUUUUUUUCUCUUUCUAAUCCAUGUUGCAUUAAUAAAUUUGCUUUUUCGUAUCCUUUA
This is a messenger RNA of Pomacea canaliculata, 3011 nucleotides long. RefSeq lists its product as uncharacterized. The coding region runs from base 494 to 1489 and encodes 331 amino acids. The record is from RefSeq and is a predicted model, not a curated record. Lineage: Eukaryota; Metazoa; Mollusca; Gastropoda; Architaenioglossa; Ampullariidae. The transcript has 10 exons.